UGUAUACUUGUAUACUUUAAAUCGAUUGGCAUAAGUAUUUUAUUAUGCGCAUCCUUCACAAAAGGUGCACAAAGUCCUUGCUAGCUGUUGUUCAUGUAAACAGUAUAGUCUGUAAUAAACACAUAAUAUAUAGUAAACGAGUUUUUCUGACUUUUAACUGUUUAUUUUAUUAUUUUUAAUAUUUUUACUGAUGAGCUUUGUGAAAUUACUGGGUAAAAUAAUGUCUCCAUUGUUGGUUUAUUAAAUAAAGUUUAUUCCCAAAUUAGAACCAUUAAGGCAAAGGUCUUAAUUUAAGGAUUUUAUAAUGGCGUUAACCGAAAUAGACGGCGGUAAAGCAUGGAUUAUUUUACUUGGAAUUAAUAUUAUAAAUGUAUCGAUAUCACCAUUGGUACAAUGUUUUGGUAUUAUAUUUGAUGAAAAAUUUUCCAUAAUUGGAAUGACCGCUGCACAAAUUUCGUUAAUUUUACAUUUAAAUAGUUUUAUAUUAUGUUGUUUGGGUUUAUUAAGUGCACCAGUGUUUCGGCGAUAUACAUUCCGACAAGUAGCAUUUUGUGGAUCAAUAAUUGUUACAAUUGCAAUAUGUUGUAUUAGUUUUGCCAACACAUUUUGGGAGUUUAUUCUAUAUUAUUGUAUAUUAUUUGGAUUGGGUCAAGGAAUAUUAUACCCUGCAACUAAUUUAGCACUAAGCACUUAUUUUAUAAAAAAGCGUUCAAUAGCAAUGGGUAUUGCAGUUACUGUAUCAGGUUUGGGGCCUACAAUUAUCCCAUACGUGUGUAAUUAUUUAUUGGAACAAUUUGAAACAGGUGGAACUGUUCUAAUAUUAGGAGCAAUCUCUUUACAUGCGUUAAUUGGGGCAUGUCUGUUACAACCAAUGGCCAAAAGAUCUUCAGAUCUAAGUAUCAAUACUGGAUCGUCUGAAAAUACUAAGGAAUCGGAGCAUAAUUCAUUAAAAUCACCAGAAUUAGAAAAAUUGUUAAGUGGUCAAAAUAGUAACAAUGUGUGUUACAUAAAAAUACCGCCAACACCGUUGAAGUACGGCAAACAGUUCUUCCGAUCAGAUAGUAAUAUAUCAUUUUAUAAAAAUCUACCAAAGAAAGUUGAUCGUAUACAUUUAAGGAAAUCGGAGAAUGAUUUAUUCCGUAAUCAAUCAUACGGCGAUCAUGUUCCAAAAGCAAUUGAUUUUAAAGCAUUGGUUGAACGAAAUCGUCGAAAACAAAAUAAUCAACAAAAUGAAGAACCAAAAAAUUGUUUACAACGAAUUUAUUGUGCAUUAAAUUUAGAAUUAUUAAAGGAUUUAGUAUUUGUAAAUAUUAUAAUCGGAAUGAGUGUAUCAUUCGUAGCGGAAUUAAAUUUUAAUUUAAUGAUUCCAUUUGUUCUAUCUGAAUUGGCGAAUUUUACACGAACUGAAAUUGCGUAUACAAUGAGUAUACAAGGUACUGUGGAUAUUUUGGCAAGGUUUAUUACACCAUUUUUUGCCACAAAAUUUGGUUGGAGUGCACGUUGGCUGUAUGUUAUAUCAUUAUUUGGAUCGAUUAUGGGACGAACAAUUCUUACAAUGUAUCAUGGCAAUGCCAUCAUAGUUUAUUGUUUAGCUGGCUUGUUGGGAUUAUCGAAAGGAAUUAAAGCAGUUUUUCAAGCAAUUAUUAUUCCUAAUUAUGUUGUGUUGGACAAAUUACCAGCUGCAAGUGGAUUAGUAUAUCUAGGGAAUGGUAUAUUGUCAUUAAUUUUGGGUCCACUAAUAGGUGUUAUUCAUGACGUAGCUGGAAGUUAUAUUCCGGCAUUACAUGCCACAUCAAUAAUGUCAGUCUUAUGUAUAAUACUAUGGAUAAUCGAGUAUUUAAUUCAUAAAUCUUCAAGCACAACAAAUUCAACUAGUAAUGCGGAAACUACGUAAUGAUUUGACGGAAAAUCAAAUCGUUGUACAAAUUAAUUAUUUCAUUUAUAUCAUCCAUAGCUUAAUGGAACGGUAAAUGUUAUCAAAGAUAUAGAAAAUUAAUUAUACAGGUGGGGUAACAUCAAGGUGGAUUGAAGCGCUAUUUAGAUAAUGAAAUUACACGUAUAACGUAGCUGCACUUGGUAAAAUGCAAAUGUCCAAUCGCUUUGAAGAUUGUUAAAAAAAUAAUAAGGAUCUGUCUUUCGGCUUUGAUCGUUUGAUCACCAUAAUGCUACUUUCUCAACAAUUCAAAAGAUGAUUAAACAAGCAAUGAAUUAAAAUUUGGUGUUUUAAAAAAAAUUUGAUUUUCUACUUUCGUGAUAACAUUUACUAACUAUAAAAGAAUAAUACAUUUCACUCACGGAUAUAAAAAGAAAUUUACAUUUUAGCGCACAGUAUAUAAAUAGUUCCUCUGAAGAUUUGAAGAAUUAAAUAUUGCGUUUUAAAAAAUCUUAAAUUUUUAUUCAUACAUAUAAAAAAAAUUGAUUAAUUCGUUUAUUAAAGAUAUAGUCAAGAACGCCCAAAUAAAUUAUAAUCAUUUUUUAUCCGCGAGUGUGUAGAUAUAUGUACAUACCAUAAGUGCCAUAAAAUAUUUACUGUAUCAGUGAUAACGAAGUUACCUAUUAACGUAAAUAUUAAAUAAACUAAUUAAUUAAUGUUAUAUCUAAAAUGUAAAUUUUAUUGAAUAAUUAAUAUAGUUUAAAGAGAUGAAUUACUUUAUUGAUAAGAAUAUAGUGGAUUAAACAAUAUUUUACGAGGUAUGAAAAUAGUUCUAACGUUCGAGUGGCAGAUUUUUAUUUCUCUUUUUGUCUAUUAUUAUAUUUGUUUAUUUAAACUAUAACUAUGUCUUUGAUUUUACGUCUAUAAUUGUUUCCGGAGAUAAAAUUUAUUGUGCUAAUAAAUCAAAGGCUAAGAAAAAUAAUUUGUUAAUUUUUAACUUCAUCAAGGUUAACAGGCUAUUAAAUGUAAAUACAGUAAAUAAACAUAAACGUAAAUACAGUAGACUGUGUAAUCUGACAUUUUGUGUUAUUUCCUAGCAAGUACACAGACAAAACGAGUAGGUAUAUACUCUUCUUGAUAUUAUUAAUUCCCAAAGAUGGCCUGUCGGAUUAUUGAAGUAUAUUGUUUGAAU
Molecule: messenger RNA, 3065 nt
Organism: Chrysoperla carnea
Lineage: Eukaryota; Metazoa; Arthropoda; Insecta; Neuroptera; Chrysopidae
Product: monocarboxylate transporter 9-like
Exons: 9
Coding region: 305-1894 (529 amino acids)
Biological process (GO): monocarboxylic acid transport; transmembrane transport
Molecular function (GO): monocarboxylic acid transmembrane transporter activity
Source: RefSeq, a predicted model, not a curated record